UCACCGCGGGGGCCGCCGGGCCGGGGGGUGGCCGGAAGCGGGUCGGUGUGUUCCGGGGCCGGCGGUGUCGUCUGCCCGCCCCGCCGCUCCGCACCGCCCGCACCGCACCAUGCUGCUCGCCCGGGCCCUGCGCGCCGCCGCCGCGCUGCGCCCAGCGCUGCGCCACCCGCCCCGCCGCCUCCUUCCCCUCUCCUCCUCCUUCUCCUCGGCCUCUCCCCGCGCCCUCCUGCCGCCGCCCGGCUCCGCGCCGCCCCUGGCGCGCUCCCUGUGGCAGCUGGGCGGCGGCGGGGGGCGGACGGCGCUGCUGCGGCCGCGGCGGGGCUCGGCCGGCGGCGUGUCGUGCGGGUGCGGCGGGCUGCACACCGAGGGAGACAAGGCCUUCGCGCAGUUCCUGACCGAUGAGAUCAAAGAGGAGAAGAAGAUCCAGAAGCACAAGUCUCUGCCCAAGGUGUCCGGCGGGUGGGAGCUGGAGGUGCACGGCACGGAGGCCAAGCUGGUGCGCAAGGUCGCCGGCGAGAAGAUAACGGUGACGUUCAACAUCAAUAACAGCAUUCCACCCUCAGCAGAUGAUGAACCACAAGAAGGGCAGAAAGCAGAUGAGCAGGAGCCUGAUCUUACAUCAACUCCAAACUUUGUCGUGGAAGUAAUAAAAGAUGAUACAAAACAGACCCUUGUUCUUGACUGCCACUACCCUGAAGACGAGAUUGGAAAUGAAGGAGAGGAAGAAAGUGAUAUUUUCACAAUCCGGGAGGUCAGUUUUCAGCCCACUGGAGAAUCGGACUGGAAGGACACCAACUACACCCUCAACACGGACUCCCUUGACUGGGCUCUGUAUGAUCACUUAAUGGAUUUCCUGGCUGAUCGAGGAGUGGACAACACAUUUGCUGAUGAGUUAAUAGAGCUCAGCACUGCACUGGAGCACCAGGAGUACAUCAAAUUCCUUGAAGACCUUAAAAGCUUUGUGAAAUGUCAGUAGGUUAAACUAGGAAACUUGCCUUCAGGUGUGGGUAUGCCACAGCACUGCUCCAGCCAGCAAUACCCAAAUGUAUCUUCACAACAGAUAUGGAGAGUAAGUAACGUUGAAUGUGAAGGAUGGGAGAAGGAGGAUUCUCACUUGCAUUUAGGGAUUUGUAUUUAUGUUGCAGCCCUGAUCAAGUUCUCUGACAUAAACGGUCCAGAAUUACCUCACCCUGCUUGGUGGGUUUUGUACAAUUAAGAAUGAAUGUGAAGAAUAAAAUCGGUUCAACAUAUCACUGAAAAAAA
Messenger RNA from Strigops habroptila (Kakapo), 1263 nucleotides. It is a transcript of the gene C1QBP, whose product is annotated as complement C1q binding protein. Bases 110 to 976 code for a protein of 288 amino acids. NCBI's taxonomy places the organism in Eukaryota, Metazoa, Chordata, Aves, Psittaciformes, Psittacidae. The record is from RefSeq and is a predicted model, not a curated record. Gene Ontology annotation, cellular component: mitochondrial matrix. The transcript has 6 exons. Gene Ontology annotation, biological process: cytosolic ribosome assembly.